CAUUUGACUUUCUCCUGUAUAUCUCUCUGUCACACUUUCUCCUAUACUCAGAAUGGUUGUACUCCACUCUAUGUGGCCUGUCAGAAUGGACACAAGCAGACAGUUGAUGUUCUGUUGAAGAAUGGAGCAAAUGUUAAUCUGACCAGCACAGUUGAUCUUCUCUCAUCUCCUCUGGGGAUAGCUGCUGAAGAUGGUCACACAGAGAUUGUGGAGAAACUGAUAUCAGCUGGAGCUGUCAUCAACUACCAGAACAAGGAUGGAGCAACUCCACUCAUUAUGGCCAGUUACAAAGGGCACCUGGAAGUAGUUAGACUCCUGCUAGAAUCUGGAGCUAAAGAUCUACCUUAUAAGGAUGGACGUACAGCCAUGAGUUUCGCAAGAGCUGAAGGUCAUCAGCAAAUAGUCAAACUUCUACAGCAGUACAAAGUUUAAACUACGUCUCUCGACUCUGCUUCUUCUAACACUGUAGCCUAGUUCUAUAGCUACUACAUAUAGGUUAUCAGCAACUUGUCUUUCUACAGGAGUAGCUACAAUAUUUAAAGGAAAGAACACUCUACUUAACACUGUAGCUUAUCUCUUUACUAUACUACAUACCAGACUUACUGUUCCUCCUAUUUACCACUUUUAAAUACUGUGUUGUUGCUUAUUUUUGUAUGUCAGCGUAGUUGGUAUACAAACUGUACUCUACGUUAUAUUUUGCUACACCAUGAUAUCAGAGAUUUGCAUGCUAGAUGCACUUGCCACAGAGGUAGAUGCUCAUACAACCACCAUGUAAAUUAACUCUUACGCGCAUGUGCAAGUGCUGUUACAGUGUGUGUGUGUGUGUUGGGUAUUGGGGGAAAGGAUAGUCCUAGAGUUUGGGAGGCGUGUGCCAACCUCACCGCAUAUGGCUGCCUAGUGGUCUGAAGUGUAUGCAUCAUUAAUUGUUGACACCUCUGACCCACCUCUUUCUACUGGGAGAAUAUUG
Messenger RNA from Geodia barretti, 967 nucleotides. Lineage: Eukaryota; Metazoa; Porifera; Demospongiae; Tetractinellida; Geodiidae. The record is from the annotation of a GenBank genome assembly.